This is a messenger RNA of Cynoglossus semilaevis (tongue sole), 3610 nucleotides long. RefSeq names its product putative homeodomain transcription factor 2. Lineage: Eukaryota; Metazoa; Chordata; Actinopteri; Pleuronectiformes; Cynoglossidae. The record is from RefSeq and is a predicted model, not a curated record. Bases 400 to 2691 code for a protein of 763 amino acids. The transcript has 23 exons. Gene Ontology annotation, cellular component: endoplasmic reticulum.
UGACACAUCUCACAGGCUCACACUGUCAGUUUCAGUGUACCAGGAACCAUUUGAUAAGAAAUGGAUGUUGCAGAAAUUGACCACAGGAAGCAGUCCUAAACAAAUGGUAGUCCAUGGAAAAAAGAGACUCUUACUUAAUUUCAAAGUGCUGGGAGACAGAAGGGCAAAGCUAGCGCUUCAAACAUCGGUGGGCAGAGAUUCAGUUCGCAUCAGCAGCAUCGCCUCACUACAAUGGAGCUGAGUGGAGGAGUCGAAGCGGAGUAAAGACACGUCUGUGGAGACUCUACGUGUCUCAGAGAACGGCUCCUGAACUACUUUGGCAGUAAGAAAGAAAAGUUAGUCUGCUGCUUGGCCCACCCAGAGUCUAAGAUGCCCUAGGCGGAGAGAAGAGAAAUGUAAAUGGCUUCCAAAGUAAAAGAUGCUGUGGUGUGGUACCAGAAAAAGAUUGGCGCCUACGACCAACAGAUCUGGGAGAAAUCGGUGGAACAGAGAGAGAUUAAGUUUAUUUCUCUGGGCUUGAGGAACAAGCCAAAGAAGACGGGACAUGUCAAACCAGAUCUUAUCGACGUGGACUUGGUUAGAGGUUCGGCGUUUGCCAAGGCCAAGCCCGAGAGUCCGUGGACGUCGUUGACCAGGAAAGGCAUCGUCAGAGUGGUCUUCUUCCCCUUCUUUUAUCGAUGGUGGAUCCAGGUCACAUCCAGAGCCAUUUUCCUUUUACUGCUGGCUCUUUAUUUACUGCAAGUGGCAGCAGCAGUCUUAUUCAGCACCAUCCCUCAGCCUCAUGGGAUACCAGCCACCGAGGUGUUUGGAGCCAUCUGGCUCAUGCUGCUGCUGGGCACCGUGCACUGUCAGAUUGUCUCCACCAGGACGCCCAAACCGGCCUCCAGCAGUGGAGGGAAGAGACGGAGGAAGUUGAGGAAGGCAUCUCAGAUGGAGGUGCAUAGGGAAGGCGACGGGUCUAGCACUACCGAUAACACACAGGAGGGGGCGCCCCACUCCCACUCAGCCUGCAGCACCACAUACAGCCUGGGCUCUCUCUUCCAAGAUUUCUGGCAUGAUAUCUGUAAAGCUGGAUCCAAGAAGUCCAAGCUUUCCAUCGACAAGUCCACAGAGACGGACAACGGCUACGUGUCCCUGGACGGCCGUGUCACCAACCGCAGCAGCGAGGAGGGGCUGCAGCUGCCGGAGCAGAGGUGCGAUUUGUUGAGCAGAACCGACGAGGUUUGCUGGAACCCUCAGGUUCCGCCCACUCAUGUGACCCACAACACUGGACUGAUGAUGACCGCCAACAACAAGGAGCCGGCCUCUGACGAAGCGUCCAGUGAGGAGGACCCCGAAGCGUCUUACAUCGCCCUCCGCAGGGGUAGUGAGAGAAUGAACAGUAACUGCACAUUGCGAAAUCGCAAGAACUCGCACCAUUAUAAGAAACACUACACGGUGGAGGACGUCCCAAAGUCUGGCACCAGCUGCAGCUCCAGAUGCUCCAGUCUGAGGACUCAGGACUCGGAGAGCACUCGACACGAGUCAGAGACAGAGGACCUGAUGUGGGAAGACUUCCUGCACUGCGCUGAGUGUAGAUCGUCCUGCACCUCAGAGACAGAGGGGGAGGGAGGGGCCGUGUGCCCACCUGGAAAGAAGGAAUAUAGAGACGACCCCUUUCAUCAGGGACACCUUCCCUGGCUGCACAGCUCCAACCCCGGCCUGGAGAGAGUCAGCGCCAUCGUGUGGGAGGGAAACGACUGUAAGAAGGCCGACAUGUCCGUCCUGGAGAUCAGUGGAAUGAUCAUGAACAGAGUCAAUCUCUACACUCCUGGGAUUGGUUAUCAGGUCUUUGGGAACCUGGUCUCAGUGACACUUGGACUCACACCUUUCGCCUACAGACUGGCUCAGUACAGAGACGUAGACCAGCUGACCAACCUCUCAGCCAAUGAGCUCCUGUCUGUGGCUCUGGGGGGCGGGUCUGGGUCAGAUGCCACGGUCAUCACCAUGGUGACGCUGAGCUUCGUGGUGCGCAUCUGCCUCAUCUGGCUCUUCUUCUUCCUGCUCAGUGUCGCAGAGAGAACCUACAAACAGAGGCUACUGUUUGCCAAACUCUUUGGUCACCUGACUUCAGCCCGCAGGGCCAGGAAGUCUGAAGUUCCUCAUUUUAGACUGAAGAAAGUGCAGAACAUCAAGAUGUGGCUGUCGCUGCGCUCCUACCUCAAGAGACGAGGACCUCAGCGCUCGGUGGACGUGAUCGUGUCGUCGGCCUUCCUGCUCACUCUGUCUGUCGUGUUCAUCUGCUGUGCUCAGCUGCUCCACGUCCAUGAAACCUUCCUGGAGUGUCACUAUAACUGGGAGCUGGUGAUCUGGUGCUCCAGUCUGUCUCUGUUCCUGCUCCGGUUUGUUACCCUGGGCUCUGAGACCAGCAAGAAGUACAGCAACACCUCCAUCCUGCUGACUGAACAGAUUAAUCUGUACCUGAAGAUGGAGAAGAAACCAAACAAGAAAGAGGAGCUGACUCUGGUCAACAACGUGUUAAAACUGGCCACCAAACUACUGAAGGAGCUGGACACUCCAUUCAGACUGUACGGUCUGACCAUGAACCCUCUGCUCUACAACAUCACCCAGGUGGUCAUCCUGUCCGCAGUGUCGGGGGUCAUCUCUGACCUGUUAGGAUUUAACCUGAAGCUGUGGAAGAUCAAAUCGUGACAGCGACAUCGUCGCUUGACUGAAUUACUGCACGUCAGUCUCCCUGGACACCCCCCACCCCCCGUCCGCCCUCUCACCCUCCACACCCCCCCACCUUUGACGUUCUCACUCGGUGCAAUUCAACAACUUAUUUAUUUAUUUACUUACCCUCUCAGUGUUUUUAUUUCUGAUUUUUUGAACACAAAACAAGGCUCUGAUUUCAAGCUGUCUACACAAAAGUAUUACAAGUCGUGAUUGUUUAGGUUUUUAACGACGCUGCAGGAAUUUCUCGUGCAAGACGUGGUUUUUUUCUUUGUUUGUUUUUAGUGUUUUAUUUGUUCAAACUGAAAAUUAUUUAUAUUGCAUUAGGUUAAAAAAAACAAAAAUAAAAACAACACUGAGGUGAUAACUGCAGCAAACGCUUUAAACCAGCGUCAUUUAUUUUAAUUUAACUCGCUGGGUUUGGGACGGCAACUGAGUUGAAAAGAGAGAAUGUAAAACUUUCUUUUUUUUAAAGUUCUCAUUAAACCUCUGCAGCAUUAAUGUUUAUUUAGCACCAAAACACAAAACUGUAAAAAAAUAAAAUAAAAAAAAGAUUGUGUAGUUUCGCAAAUUAGAAAAAUCCUUCAAAAAAACCCAACCUAAAAAGUCCUAUUUUGUAGAGAAGAUAUUUCCUGGUGUUUAGCAUCAGAACUACAGCUAAACUAGUCAAAAUUGACUUAAUUAAUUAAAAGAAUCAAAAUCAUUCACUGAAUUAUCUUUUUUUUAAACCAAAAUAAAAAUAUUUUCCCUCUAUUUUUAGGUCUGAAACUGUUAAUUUGCUAUUUAAACCCAUUCUGUUACCAACAUUUUUGGACGAGUCAUUUGGUUGUUUUCAAACUUUUUGUAAAAUUUCCUGUCUGAGUGAAUUUAAAAGUGUGGUUCAACAUGUUAACUGACA